CCGACCCCUCGCCAGUGCCCACGCUGCAGGCAGGGCCGCCCGGCCGAGCUCCACGUAGACCGCGCAGGCGCCCUGGGCGCACCGUUCACCUGCUGCCGUCGUCGCCGCCGACGGGGCUGCAUGGGGGGCCGAGGGCAGCCGCGGGCACCCGGAAGAAGGAGACGCGGCGGCGGCGACGCCGACACCCGCAGGGCGAGUGCGCCGAUCCGCCCGCGAGCCCGGGGAGGAGGCGGCGGCGGCGAGGUCCGGCCCCCGCCGUCCCUGGUGUAGGGGAGAAGCCGAGGGCGCCGCGGCCGGCCCGGGACUUGCACGGGCUCUCGCCCCACUUGGGGUCUCGGACACGCAGAGGACCCCCCCACCCGCGCUGCGCCAUGUUCAAGAAACUGAAGCAGAAGAUCAGCGAGGAGCAGCAGCAGCUGCAGCAGGCGCUGGCUCCCACUCAGGCUCCCUCUGGUUCUUCAACACCAACAAGCACCAGGACCAGGACCUCCUCAUUUACAGAGCAGCUUGAUGAAGGCACACCCAAUAGAGAGAAUGCGUCUGCCUACGCCAGGAGCUCUUCUGACAGUGUUAAUGGAAGUGAGCCAACCAUUCAUCAGUCAGGUGACACGCAGUCUUUUGCACAGAAGCUCCAGCUCCGGGUGCCUUCCAUGGAGUCUCUGUUUCGAAGUCCAAUCAAGGAAUCUCUGUUCCGGUCUUCUUCCAAAGAGUCUUUGGUGCGAACCUCGUCCAGGGAGUCCUUGAAUCGGCUUGAGCUGGACAGCUCCCCUGCUGCCUUUGACCCGCCCUCUGACAUGGAGAGUGAGGCCGAGGACGCCCUUGGCGGUUCGGACAGUCUCAACAAAGAACAGUUGAUUCAGCGCUUACGAAGGAUGGAACGAAGCUUGAGCAGCUACAGAGGAAAGUAUUCGGAGGUACGGGCAGAGCCUUCUGUUCCCAGUAGACAGAGUGCUGAGCACAUCAGAGUUGGAUGCCACUCAUCCAAAGCCUUCGCUCCUGUCCUGUUCUCGCCUUCCUGUGACAUCACUUCUUUUAGCCGUGUGCUUAUUCAGCUAAACUGGACUGCCCAGGUCCUGUGCUCAGUUGGUACCGGUAGGUAG
Messenger RNA from Ochotona curzoniae (black-lipped pika), 1100 nucleotides. RefSeq names its product serine/arginine repetitive matrix protein 3-like. The annotation marks the transcript as partial. NCBI's taxonomy places the organism in Eukaryota, Metazoa, Chordata, Mammalia, Lagomorpha, Ochotonidae. Gene Ontology annotation, molecular function: small GTPase binding. The record is from RefSeq and is a predicted model, not a curated record. Gene Ontology annotation, biological process: Golgi vesicle transport. The transcript has 5 exons. Gene Ontology annotation, cellular component: Golgi apparatus.